Molecule: messenger RNA, 1089 nt
Organism: Patiria miniata (bat star)
Lineage: Eukaryota; Metazoa; Echinodermata; Asteroidea; Valvatida; Asterinidae
Gene: dynlt1
Product: dynein light chain Tctex-type 1
Exons: 3
Coding region: 116-457 (113 amino acids)
Biological process (GO): microtubule-based movement
Cellular component (GO): cytoplasmic dynein complex; cytoplasm
Molecular function (GO): dynein intermediate chain binding
Source: RefSeq, a predicted model, not a curated record
GCUCCCACAAUGCAUUGCUUGUUGCCAACGACCGAGAAGUGAAACACGGCGAGUCAAUUUUUUGGUGCUGAAAAACGUGCGUUUUGACCGGGAAUUAUCAAAUAAUUUGACAAAAAUGGAAGAGUACCAGACAGCUGAGGAGACUUCGUUUGUGGUGGAUGAAGUCAGCAAUAUCAUCAAGGAGGCUGUGGAAGGCACGAUAGGCGGCAACGCCUACCAACACAACAAGAUCAACCAGUGGACGUCCAAUGUGGUAGAACAGUGCCUGAACCAGCUCACCAAAUUGGGCAAACCGUUCAAAUACAUUGUGACGUGCGUGAUCAUGCAGAAGAACGGAGCCGGUCUGCACACUGCGAGUUCAUGCUACUGGGACAACAUGAGUGACGGCAGCUGCACUGUCAGAUGGGAAAACAAGACCAUGUACUGCAUCGUCAGCGUCUUCGGCCUCAGCAUCUGAUUGCAUUCCUCCUUAUAAACAAAAACCAUGUAAAUAUUCAUGAGGGUUGGAGGUCGGGUCAGGGGUCAUCUUUGAAUGAGUCGAAGUACGUUUUCCCUGUCGAGUUUAUUGCAUGCUUGUAAUGUGAAUGGGAUGUUUUUGAAAAAGGUGGCAUUAACCGUACUAUGGAAUUUACUCAAAUAUAGGGACAUAGGAUUGGUUGACAAUGGGUUCAUAUAACCCAUAUCCUGGGAUUGUAAAUGUUAAUGUUAUGCUGUCCGUUGACUUCCAGCUAUGGCACAUUUCCCUUUGUGUUUUUGACUGUUCUCAUAUUUAUUCGCAACUGUAAUGAUAAAACACGCUACUUUCAUUUGCCUACAUUGUAGUAGUCUUGAUUGUUCAUAAAAAUUAACCCAUUUUUUUUUACAUUUAUCCUUUUUUAUUUGAUUAAUUUGCAAUACUACCCCAUUGAAUUUUUCCGUCCACCACACUUUACACUUUAACUAGAACUAAAAAGCAGAAAGGUUCCAAAAUAAUGUUCUUUUAAGUUGAGAAUUCAAUUUUAUUUCUGACCUUAAAUCAUAACAUUGUCAUCAUUUCAUUCCAUUGUAAAAGCGUGCAUGACAACUAAAAAAAAAGGUUUUGUAAAUUUG